AUGGGGAAGCAGACGUUUACACUACUCGACUAUUGUGGACCACUGAUUGUUGGAGCCGUUUUCGCUUCAAUAUUAUUCAUUUUAUCUUUGAUGAUGAACUUCAUAUUCAUUCGUAAACGGGACGAAAUCACCUCCUUUGAGAAACUUGGCGCAAAGUACAAUCUACGAGUCGGUCCCCAUCGAGUAUCCGUCGUCAAGCGUUACGUGGAACGUCCACCAUUAUUGGAAGAAUAG
Messenger RNA from Haemonchus placei, 234 nucleotides. The record is from the annotation of a GenBank genome assembly. Lineage: Eukaryota; Metazoa; Nematoda; Chromadorea; Rhabditida; Trichostrongylidae.